AUGGCGGCGAUGAGCAUGAAGACGAUGAUGGCGUUAGCGCCGCUCUUGUGCCUGGCCGUGGCCGCGUCGCUGGGCGGCGUGGAGGCGAGGAAGCACCCGGGGAAGGAGACCCUGGGGUACUACGAGCUGCGCCGGGGCGAGUUCUCCAUGGUCGUCACCAACUGGGGCGCCACCAUCCUCUCCGUCAGGCUUCCCGACAAGAACGGGCGCAUCGACGACGUCGUUCUUGGGUACAAGACCAUCGGAGGUUACGUGAAUGACACCACCUACUUCGGCGCGCUGGUGGGGCGGGUGGCGAACCGGAUCGCCGGCGGGCGGUUCACGAUCAAGAACCACCCCUACCACACCUACACCAACGACGGCAACAACACGCUCCACGGCGGCCACCGCGGCUUCAACCAGGUGUUCUGGUCGGUGCGGGAGCGGGCCACCGGCGCCUUCCCCUACAUCACCUUCUACUACCGCAGCGGCGACGGCGAGGAGGGCUUCCCGGGCGCGCUGGACGUGCUCGUCACCUACAAGAUCGACGGCGACUACUCGUACAGCGUCACCAUGUACGCCCGCCCCGUGGACAAGCCGACGCCCGUGAACCUGGCGCAGCACACGUACUGGAACCUGCGCGGGCACGGGCGGGGCACCGUCCUGGACCACUCCGUCCAGAUCUUCGCGUCCGCCGUCACCCCCGUCGGCGGCGACCUCAUCCCCACGGGCGCCGUGACGCCCGUCGCCGGCACGCCCUUCGACUUCCGCGCCCCGGCGGCGCCCGGCGCGCGCAUCGCGGAGGUGGAGGGCGGCUACGACAUCAACUACGUGCUGGACGGGCGCGACGCGGACGGGCAGGGGGUGCGCAAGGUGGCGGUGGUGAGCGAGGCCACGUCCGGGCGGGUGAUGGAGCUGUGGGGCGACCAGCCCGGCGUGCAGUUCUACACGGGAAACUUCCUCAAGGGCGACGAGGGCAAGGGCGGCGCCGUGUACGAGAGGCACGGCGGGCUGUGCCUGGAGACGCAGGACUUCCCCGACGCCGUGCACAACCCCAAGUUCCCCACCGAGAUCUACCGCGCGGGCCAGGUGUACAAGCACUACAUGCUCUACAAGUUCUCGAUCGCCGGCAAGUAG
Molecule: messenger RNA, 1116 nt
Organism: Triticum turgidum subsp. durum (durum wheat)
Lineage: Eukaryota; Viridiplantae; Streptophyta; Magnoliopsida; Poales; Poaceae
Source: the annotation of a GenBank genome assembly